GCUACUUCACUAAUGAAAGUAGGCUACUUCUUGCAUUCACAUCGAAGGGUUGGGAGAAGGGAGCUUCAAUACAUAAGAUGUGGAGUUUUGCUCUCACCCUGAUAGGUUACUUACUGAAACUAUCAGGCACAAGUGGUACACAAAUCAGGGUGGUCAACGGGGACAAUAGCUGCUCUGGAAGAGUUGAGGUCUACCAUAGUGGUCAGUGGGGAACAGUUUGUGAUGAUGCCUGGGACCUGAAAGAUGCUGAGGUGGUGUGCAAACAGCUCCGGUGUGGAAAAGCGGUCUCUGCCCCUGAUAAAGCCUACUUUGGUCAGGGAAGUGGGAAGAUCUGGCUGGAUAAUGUUGGGUGCUCUGGCACAGAGAGCUCUAUAACAACAUGUUCACACAGGGGGCUUGGAGUACACGAUUGCUCCGCCAGUGAAGAUGCAGGUGUGGUGUGUGCAGUUGGUUCCAACAUUAGGCUUGCCAAUAGCAGUGGCUACUGCUCUGGAAGAGUGGAAGUCUACUAUAGUGGUCAAUGGGGAACAGUUUGUGAUGAUUCCUGGAGCAUAAAUGAUGCUCAAGUUGUGUGCAGGCAGCUGGGGUGUGGGAAAGCGGUCUCUGCCCCUGGGAGUGCCUACUUUGGUAAAGGGAGUGGGACGAUCUGGCUAGAUGAAGUUGGGUGCUCUGGUACAGAGAGCUCUAUAACAACGUGUUCACACAGGGGGCUUGGAGUACACGAUUGCUCUGCCGUUGAAGAUGCAGGUGUGGUGUGUGCAGGAAUGAUGAAGACACCCACACUUACCCUUCAUACCACAAACACAGCUGUUUUACCUGGAGAAUCAGCAGAGUUCAGAUGUACCAUAACGUCCCACAGACCGAUGUCUGCAAACUUCCGGCUGUAUAGAAAUGAAAUAUCUACACAGACAGCAGAGACAGCAGACCAAAAGACAGUAACUUUUAGUCUUCCUAGUUUGUCAUCCUCACACCAAGGCAGCUACACGUGUGAUUACUAUUACCAGAGUGCACUCACGGCCAGCUCCAAGAGCAAUUCCAUCACGAUUACAGUUGUUUCACUUUCUAGUCCAAACAUUAUUGCCUCUUCAAGUGACAUCACCUGGGGUCAAGCAGUACAGAUGACUUGCUCUAUCUCUACACAACAUUUGGGUGGAAUGUUCACUCUGCACAAAGUCUCAGGAUCAUUGAUAGAAACAAAGAGAACCAGUGGCAUGUCUGUCACCUUCACCAUUCCUCAAGCUGACUUCUCUCAUGAAGGCUCAUACUUCUGCUACUAUCAGACAACAGUAUCUAGCCGAACAUUUACUUCCCCACAAAGCAACACCGUUAGCAUUUCUGUACUAGUUUCUCUUCCCAGUCCACACAUCUCUUCCUUUUCAAGAGACAUCAAUUGGGGUCAAGAGGUACAGAUGACUUGCUCCAUCUCCACACAACACUUGGGGGGAGUGUUCUCUCUGAGCAAAGUCUCAGGAUCAUUGAUACAAACAAAGAGAACCAGUGGCAUAUCUGCCACCUUCACCAUUCCUCAAGCAGACCUCUCUCAUGAAGGCUCAUACCGCUGCCAGUAUCAGACAACAGUAUCAAACCGCAAAUUUACUUCCCCUCAAAGCAACACUGUUAGCAUUUCUGUAGCAGUGAACCUGCAUCAACCUCGGAUCAACUGCACUGCUCCAGAUGGAGGGCUCUCCUGGGGUCCUCAGGGUCCAGAGAUCACUAAGGGCCAUAACUUCUCCAUCACCUGCUCCACCCAACCACAGUACCCUGGUGGAGUUUUCCAUCUGAGUUUCUCUGGAUCCAACCACACCAUGUCUCAGCCUGCCAUCAACCACUCCGCUUCCUUCUAUUUUCCAGCUGCAGAUUACUCCCACCAGGGUAACUACAGCUGUGUGUAUCAGGUGGACCUAUCGUCUCGUCAGUUCUACUCCACAGAGACAGACAAGUUAACUGUCACCAUCAGAGAGUUUAUGGUCCCAUUCAUUGCUGCUGGAGUGACAGGUGGUGUAGUUUUGCUGCUGAUGCUUGGCUUGGUGUUUAUCUUUUUGGCUAAGAAGAGACAGAGCAAAACAGGGGAAACAUCUUGGAAGUACUCUAAAGGAAAGACAAAAAUGAACACCUAUGGAAACAGUACAUCAGAGCAGAAUGAAGACCAGAAAGGUGAAGCAGAUGAAGAGAUUUACCUAGAUCCAAAUGAAGAAGACCAGGAUGACUAUGAAAAUGUAGAAGAAGAAGACCAGGAUGACUAUGAAAAUGUGGAAAUGGAAGACCAGGAUGACUAUGAAAAUGUGGAAUUGGAAGACCAAGAUGUCGAUGACAAAGGAGAAGUGGAAGACCAGGAUGACUAUGAAAAUGCAGAGGACUUCAUGGAUGCGAGGGAACUUAAUACAGGAUGUCAGGAUGAGGACAUUUAUGCUAACUGUUAACAUUAGUGCUUACAGGUGUCCUCCUAGUAACAUAACAACGAUUAGCUUCUUAAAAACACACAAAGUAGUUGCACCUGGAAACUGGGAAAAGGAAGAAAAACAGGAAUGAACAGUCAAAAUGUCAGUUAAAUAAAUGUAAUGAAAUCAUCGUCCUAUGAAAUGUUUUAAGGUAUUCUAUUUUUCUAAUAUUAUAUUUUAGUAAGAUUUCUUAUUUUGAAGACACGCCCCACAUAUUUAUUUGUAAUCAAAACGCAUUCCAUGCCAUGUUUUAUGCACUUUCAGAUAAAGCUGUAGGCAAUACCUGAACUUUUGGGUAAAUGUGUGGUCAUAAUAUACCAUUUAAGAUGGUAUACUGUACAGUUGUAUUCAACUUUUUUUUUUUUUAUCAAGUUUUAGAUUUUUGUAAAUGUAUGGAUUUAUGUACAUUUAUUUUGAGUGUGCAAAAGUUAUAUACAAUAUUCCACAAUCCAGUGCUUUUUGCAGUGUAAUGUCAGCCAAUAUCCCUUCUGUUGCUAUCCUUGUCGUUUUUGCACCAUCCUUCUCUUCUGUUGCAAUCAAUGUGUUCUAUAACAUUUGUCUGAAAAAUAUCUAAAUGUGUUGACAUUACUGCAGUUUCCACAUCUAGCAUUUAAGCACUUGAGCAGAAAUAAACAGUUUUCAGAUAUGUUGCCGUGUCAUUGCAGUGUUUAGAAAUACAAUCA
Molecule: messenger RNA, 3121 nt
Organism: Sardina pilchardus (European sardine)
Lineage: Eukaryota; Metazoa; Chordata; Actinopteri; Clupeiformes; Clupeidae
Product: deleted in malignant brain tumors 1 protein-like
Exons: 10
Coding region: 78-2420 (780 amino acids)
Biological process (GO): zymogen activation
Cellular component (GO): plasma membrane
Molecular function (GO): serine-type endopeptidase activity
Source: RefSeq, a predicted model, not a curated record